Molecule: messenger RNA, 1809 nt
Organism: Cetraspora pellucida
Lineage: Eukaryota; Fungi; Glomeromycota; Glomeromycetes; Diversisporales; Gigasporaceae
Source: the annotation of a GenBank genome assembly
AUGCCAGACGAACUCGUUAACGGAAAACAAAAAAAUAUUUCGAGUAUCGAAAGUAUAGCUAGAUCACCUUAUCUUAACAAAGGAACUGCAACGCCGAGCUCCACGCGUAAUGCCCUGCAUCUUACCGGCAUCCUCCCGCCCGCAGUAGAAACUCUUGAGCAACAAAAGAAACGUGCAUUGGUCCAAUUUCGUGCCAAAUCAUCAUGCUUAGAAAAAUACAUGUUUCUUGCCUGGCUAAGAAACACUAAUGUUAGAUUAUUUUAUCGUAUCGUUAUCGAUGAAUUGGAGGAAAUGGCUCCAAUCAUAUAUACUCCAACUGUCGGUACCGCUUGUUUAGAAUACUCCCAUAUUUAUCCUUUCCUCGCUCCACCAGGUGUACCGGAUGGAUUAUACCUUUCCAUCAACGAUCUCCCAAAUUUGACUCAAAUUAUCAAAAGUUAUCGUCCGUAUCCAUCUAGUGAUUCAUUAACCCCACAAAUCGCCGUUAUCACAGAUGGUUCUCGAAUUCUGGGUCUGGGUGAUUUGGGUGUUAAUGGUAUGGGUAUUCCUAUUGGUAAACUUCAGCUUUACGUUGCUGGUGCUGGAAUAGACCCACGACGCACUUUACCCAUUACUAUUGACCUUGGCACUAACAAUGAAAAGAACUUAAAUGAUGAAUUUUAUCUCGGUAUUCGUAAAAAGAGAGUAUCCGAUGAUGAAUUUUAUCCAUUCGUCGAUGCUGUACUUAAAGCUUUGACCUCUGUAUAUCCUAACCUUUUGAUUCAAUUUGAAGAUUUUUCUUCCGAACAUGCUUUUGAUCUGUUGGCCAAGUAUCGUGACAACUUGUUUUGUUUCAAUGAUGACAUUCAAGGUACUGGUGCUGUCAUUCUAUCAGGUUUCAUAAAUGCUGUACGACUUGUAGAAAAGGAUAUUCAUCCAACGAAGCAUAGAAUAUUAUUUUUCGGUGCUGGUUCUGCCGGUGUUGGUGUCGCAAAACAAUUGCUCGAAUUCUUUAAGAUUGAACAUGGUAUGUCUGAAGAUGAUGCAAAGAAAUUGGUUUGGUUGGUUGAUACAAAGGGUCUUGUUACUUGCGAUCGUGGCGACAAGUUGGCCAAACAUAAGGUUUAUUUCGCCCGUUCCGAUAAUGAGGGUCGUCAAUUUAAAUCUCUUAUGGAUGUAAUUGAAUAUGUCAAACCUACCGCUUUAAUAGGCUUAUGUUCUACCGGUGGUGUAUUUGAUGAAAAUAUAUUAAAACGUAUGGGUGAACUUAAUAAAAAUCCUAUUAUCUUUCCAUUGUCCAAUCCAAUGGUAAACGCUGAGUGUACAUUUGAAGAUGCUAUGAGAAAUACUGGUAAUCGUGUCAUAUUUGCUUCGGGUACUGGUUUUCCUCCAUUCGUUGAACAAGAAACUGGAAAAAUACGGUAUCCAGGACAAGGAAAUAAUAUGUACAUCUUCCCAGGUCUAGGUUUAGGUGCAAUUCUUGCCCGUCCAGAUCGAAUUACUGACCGUCAAAUUUACGCUUCUGCUUCUGCACUCGCUGAGUCACUUACCACUGAUGAAGUCGAACAAAACUUCCUUUACCCUGCAAUACAACGAAUUCGACGUGUAUCAGCUCAAGUAGCUGCUGCUGUAAUUGUAACAUCUGUGGAUGAAGGUCUUGCUCGUAAUCCAGAAAUUAAUUCAUUGGUUAAACAAAAUUUACCUGAAUGUUUAUCUCGAAGUGGUGAAAAAUGGCAAAAAUUAGUUAAAUAUGUAGAAGAAAAAAUGUGGGAUCCUAAUAAUGAAAAGCUUUUUACUUGUGAAACUUUGGUUGAAAAAAGUAAAUUUUAA